GUCAACCGAUGUUUUGGAGGCAUCUGUACAUCGAAAACGUAAAUUUGACCCUUCACUGCAAGGAAGAAAAGCUGAUUUUUCCAUAUAUAUACCUAUUAGAGGUAAUAAAUUCUACCUGCUUAUUUCGGAAGUAAAGUCCGCCGGUUAUAUUUUAUCAAAUAAAAAUAAAAAUUCUUUGGAAGACUGUGAUCUCGUUAAAUUGGGCAACGAGAUGAAAGAUAUUUUGGAUAAAUGUAUCGAUGAUGGAGUCGGAGAUAGAAAUUUGACCAUUUGCGGUUUAUUGGUAGAAGGCAAGUUAUUUACAUUGAUAUUUCUAAAAUGGCAUCAAGGUCGAUAA
This is a messenger RNA of Funneliformis mosseae, 337 nucleotides long. The record is from the annotation of a GenBank genome assembly. Lineage: Eukaryota; Fungi; Glomeromycota; Glomeromycetes; Glomerales; Glomeraceae.